AUGGCCUCCCUUAUCGAUAACAAUAGCAAUGUGUGCACAAUGGAGGAGGAGAUUGAGGCAGAGGCUAGAGUCCUCAGGGAGAUUCAAACGAAGUUGUCUGAAACUAUGGACACUGGUAAAACUGCCCCGCCCACUGAGGAGGAGCAGAAAGCCAUUGACUCGAGGUCAGUGUUCGUGGGAAACGUGGACUAUGGAGCGACGCCAGAAGAGUUGGAACAACACUUCAAAGGAUGUGGGGAGAUCGUCCGGACUACGAUCCCAAAAGACAAGCUGACGAAGAAGCAGAAGAACCAUGCAUUCAUCGAAUUCGAAAGUGCUGCCAGCGUGGCAAACGCCAUGGUCAUGAAUGGUUCUACCUUCCGUGAGCGUCAAAUUGUAGUCACUUCGAAACGGACCAACAAGCCAGGAAUGGGAGCUACGAGAGGAAGAGGUGGAGGUUUCAGAGGAGGACGUGGGGGUCAACGUACCGUGGUAGUCAAGUACGUCUACGUUAAUGGAGCUCCACCAAGAGGACGUGGAGGAUUUCGUGGAGGACGAGGACGCUUCAACCCGUAUUGA
Caenorhabditis remanei is the source of this 558-nucleotide messenger RNA. RefSeq lists its product as uncharacterized. Gene Ontology annotation, molecular function: RNA binding. The transcript has 2 exons. Bases 1 to 558 code for a protein of 185 amino acids. The record is from RefSeq and is a predicted model, not a curated record. NCBI's taxonomy places the organism in Eukaryota, Metazoa, Nematoda, Chromadorea, Rhabditida, Rhabditidae.